Messenger RNA from Drosophila elegans, 1259 nucleotides. RefSeq names its product GTP-binding protein SAR1b (gene Sar1). The coding region runs from base 170 to 751 and encodes 193 amino acids. Lineage: Eukaryota; Metazoa; Arthropoda; Insecta; Diptera; Drosophilidae. Gene Ontology annotation, molecular function: GTPase activity; GTP binding. Gene Ontology annotation, cellular component: COPII vesicle coat; endoplasmic reticulum exit site. Gene Ontology annotation, biological process: vesicle organization; endoplasmic reticulum to Golgi vesicle-mediated transport; intracellular protein transport. The transcript has 6 exons. The record is from RefSeq and is a predicted model, not a curated record.
UUGUAUUGGAUUUACCGAUACCCGCUUAUUGGUCACACUGGGGCUUUGAUUAGAAAAAACUGACUCCAAUAAAAACGUGAGCCGUCUAGCCCAGCAGCUCUCUUCCCCCCACAAAAAACACACAACACUCUGUUUAUCCCGCAACCGAUAGCCACAAAAAAUCAGCAGGAUGUUCAUCUGGGACUGGUUCACCGGAGUGCUGGGAUACCUGGGUCUGUGGAAAAAGUCUGGCAAAUUAUUGUUCCUGGGCCUGGAUAAUGCUGGCAAAACCACACUAUUGCAUAUGCUCAAAGAUGAUAAGCUGGCGCAGCAUGUGCCCACACUGCACCCAACAUCCGAAGAGCUGUCCAUCGGCAACAUGCGCUUCACUACAUUCGACUUGGGUGGCCACACUCAGGCACGACGCGUCUGGAAGGACUACUUCCCCGCGGUGGAUGCCAUCGUCUUCUUAAUAGACGCCUGGGACCGCGGUCGCUUCCAGGAGAGCAAAAACGAGCUGGAUUCGCUGCUCACGGAUGAGGCGCUGUCCAACUGCCCCGUGCUCAUAUUGGGCAACAAAAUCGAUAAGCCCGGCGCGGCCAGCGAGGAUGAGCUGAGAAACGUGUUUGGACUGUAUCAGCUAACAACCGGCAAGGGCAAAGUUGCACGCGCCGAUUUGCCUGGCCGCCCGUUGGAAUUGUUCAUGUGUUCCGUGCUGAAGCGACAGGGCUAUGGCGAAGGUUUCCGUUGGUUAGCGCAGUAUAUCGAUUAAGUCAGAAUUAACAACCACCACCAUACCAUAUUUCAACAACACUCAAAACGAUAACUUGGCUACAAAAUUUAAACAUAAUUCGACAACAAAUCAGAACCGAAAGGAACGGAAAAGAAAAUGAACCCAACCCAAACCGUCAGACCUUAAGCAAAACGAAGCUGCGUGCGCAAUUUCUAAUUUAUACAAAAAAAAAUUACAAAUAUUUCAUAAUAAUAAUAAAACACAAAACAAAACAAUGUACAUCUGUAAUUAAACGACACCGUUUAAUCCAGCCACACACAACCACGUGAAAAAAAACACAACACAACAUCAAAGUGCAAACAACUUUUCUAUCUAAAACAUCGGGAUAAAAUAAUAAGGAGGAGAUGAAGGAUGAAAAGAGUGCGCAAGGGAAACUUUUAAUAAUAAUUAUGAAUAACAAAUUGUAGCAAAUUAAAGGUGAUUUAUUUAAGAGCAUGUGCUUUCAACGACGCUGUUCCAUAAAUAAAAUUUAGCUAUCUACCUUUUA